Mercenaria mercenaria is the source of this 1920-nucleotide messenger RNA. RefSeq lists its product as uncharacterized. The transcript has 2 exons. Gene Ontology annotation, biological process: calcium-ion regulated exocytosis; cellular response to calcium ion; regulation of calcium ion-dependent exocytosis. Gene Ontology annotation, molecular function: calcium-dependent phospholipid binding; calcium ion binding; phosphatidylserine binding. The record is from RefSeq and is a predicted model, not a curated record. NCBI's taxonomy places the organism in Eukaryota, Metazoa, Mollusca, Bivalvia, Venerida, Veneridae. The coding region runs from base 35 to 1651 and encodes 538 amino acids.
AUGCUCUCUUCGAUGAACAGCUUCCUUGUAUAGCAUGAAUUUAAGAGCUGAGAUGAGCAGAGAUGGCAAAAGUACUAGUAUUGGUGGCGAGUUUCUUAAUGUAGCAAAGAAGUGGCUUUUAGCAAAAUCCGAGGAUCAGCAGAAUCUAAACAGAGAAGAGAAAAGUUCUAAUGAAAGCAUCGAACAGCAUGAACUGUCUGAGGUAAAAAAUCCAAAGAGCAGAGAAAGAAGGAUAUUUGACGAAGACCAAAGUUCUGGAAUGAAGCAUACGAAUUCGCUAAACUUUCUGGAAAGCAUAAACAAAUUUGAGGCAAACUUUCCGUUCCCUGUUGCACAUUUAAUGAGGAGAGGCUCUAGGCAGGGUAAAUCUAAACCUGUCUCAGUAACAAUCACGCCAUUACAAAGUGAACUAUGUUGGCAAACAGAUAAAAAAUUUCAAAUUUCAAAAGACAGCAUCGUUCCGGCGAUCAACACAGACGAAAAACUGCAGUAUGCUACGAUAGCACAAGACGAGAAUGCAUGCUGCUGUCCGACGUGUGGACAACGCUGGCAACGGGAUACACCUGAAACUGUAAUUCGCACCGAGUCAGACCAAUCCAAGUGGGAGCAGUCAUUUAAAGGCGUUGAAAACGAUUUCAGAUCAUCUACAUUAAUUCCCUUAAAGAAACAUCAACAAUCCAAAAUUCUACGAUCAAACUCCUUUGGGCAGAAGAGAAAAACGCACAUUCAGAUACAGAAUACGACUAGAUCGUGUAGGAUGAUCAAGGCAGCGUCCAUGAUGGAUGACCAGAUACGUAGUACAACUAAGCAAUCAAAGCAAAAAGUUAGAACAACUGGUUCGAAAGAAACAAAAAGCACUCUGUCCUUGACCCGUUGUUUGUCUCUUAAUCUUGACACAUUCAGGAUCGUGAAGAGUGACUCAUUGAAAACAGCCAAAAGCGAGAAUGCCCAAAGCAUGACAUCUCUAAAAACACAAAAACGCUGCAUCAAAGCCGAAACUAGUUUUGAAAACAACCUUGAUGGAAUCGAAACAGCCUCUUGUACAGGAAUAGAUGACGAUAUUAUUAAAUACUCACCGAAAAUUACUAGAGAAACUAAGUUUGUAAACGGUUGCCCUGUGGACGAGUUUAAGACAAUAUUUGAUUCAGAAAGUUUCAGAGUCCCAAGUGUGUACGGGCAACUUAAGAUCAUGUUUCAGUUCUUUAACGAUACCAGUGAGUUUCAGGUUACUAUCUUGGAAGGUUCAAACGUCGCUGUAGGACAGACUGGUAACCUUGGCGUAUAUAUUAAAGUCUGUCUCAUGCCGGGGAAAGUACAGAGGAAAAUAGGAAGUGAUAAGCAUAACACACGCAAUCCAGUCUUUUACGAAUCGUUUACUUUCAAGAUGAGUCUUGCUCAGCUUCUGGAACGGCAGUUGAGGAUCAAACUUUUCAACAAGCCUGGCAUCUUCUCUAUUCCUGAACCUAUUGGUCUGUGUAAUGUUCCUCUGUACAACUAUGACCUCACGGCAGUCAAUGUCAUAUGGCAAAAUCUGAACAGAUGCAAAGGACAGAAAGACGACAUGGAUGAGUUCGAUUUCAGUAUUUUGGAACGUGAAAGAGUUCAGCACAGGAGAUUCAAAGAUAUUCUUUGUGGUCUAGGUGGCAGGUGACGCUUUACCUGUGAUAUGAACACAUGUCAAUGGGAGUGAGGGCAUUUUCUAAAUGUCCAUAGUUUUCUAAAAACAAAUCCUACAGGUGAUACAGUUAAUAUUGUCCAGCUCAAGGUUUAAUGUAUAUGUCAGAUGGAGUUCUUUUGGGUUGCACAUUGUUCAAUAGAGAUGCAGAUACAGAAAAUACUAGAUUUAAUUGACAUUCUUACUAAAGACCACUACAAUUAUGAUCAUGAUAAACAGAAGUAAUAAAGUGAAACACAAAUUAG